Molecule: messenger RNA, 4252 nt
Organism: Zingiber officinale
Lineage: Eukaryota; Viridiplantae; Streptophyta; Magnoliopsida; Zingiberales; Zingiberaceae
Product: phospholipid-transporting ATPase 3-like
Exons: 27
Coding region: 335-4024 (1229 amino acids)
Biological process (GO): phospholipid translocation
Cellular component (GO): plasma membrane
Molecular function (GO): magnesium ion binding; ATPase-coupled intramembrane lipid carrier activity; ATP binding
Source: RefSeq, a predicted model, not a curated record
UUUCCCGUUCUGUCUUCUGUUCAUGGUCUUCCCCUCGCCUCCCUUUUUAUUACGAGAAACGAGCCCUUCGCCCUUCGGCCUCCCCUCACCGCGAUUUCUCGCUGCUUUAUUGCGACGGAGAUGAGAUCACCGCCGGCCUCGAUUCUGAAUCCCCAAAUCUCGAUCCGCUUAUUCUUGAUUUGGUCACGGAAUGAGAUCUGAGAACCAAACUCGGGUGUUUGUUGAAAUCUUACUUUGAAUUCAUUUCUUGGAGCGUCGGAAAGAGAAGUGGAAUUAGGACGGUGAGGAGGAAGAGGAGAUUAGGGCUUUGAUCUGCGGAAGCUGAGGACGGAGGAUGGACGGCAAGGGGUGGGAGAGGGUGCGCAUGGCGCGGCUGGGCGGGUCAAGCCCGUCAAGGGGCCGAGAGGCCGCACAGCUCCGGCAGGUGUCUUCCCAGACGGUGAGGCUCGGCCGGGUGCAGCCCCAGGCCCCUAGCCACCGAACCAUCUACUGCAACGACCGCGAGGCCAACCUCCUGGCUAGAUUCAAGGUUAAUUCUGUAUCAACGACGAAAUACAAUAUUUUGACAUUUCUACCAAAGGGGUUAUUUGAACAGUUCAGGCGGGUUGCUAAUCUGUAUUUUCUCAUGAUUUCAAUCUUAUCUACUACACCAAUCAGUCCAGUGUCUCCUGUAACCAAUGUGGUGCCUCUUAGUCUAGUUCUUUUGGUCUCCCUUAUUAAGGAGGCAUUUGAAGAUUGGAAGCGUUUCCAAAAUGAUAUUGCAAUCAAUAGUACUCCAGUUGAUGUGCUGCAAGGUGAAAAUUGGGAAACUGUUAGUUGGAGAAAGCUGCAAGUUGGCGACAUUAUUAGGGUCAAACAAGAUGAAUUUUUUCCUGCUGAUUUGUUGUUCCUAGCUAGUACAAAUCCUGAUGGAGUCUGCUACAUCGAGACUGCAAAUCUGGAUGGGGAAACCAAUUUGAAGAUAAGAAAAGCUUUAGAAAGAACAUGGGAUUAUGUGUUUCCUGAGAAAGCUUCUGAGUUUAAAGGGGAAAUACAGUGCGAGCAACCAAACAAUUCACUGUACACCUUUACUGGAAACCUUAUUGUUGAAAACCAGACGUUACCUCUCUCUCCAAAUCAAAUUCUACUUAGAGGUUGCAGCCUUCGAAACACAGUACAUAUUGUCGGGGCUGUGAUUUUUACUGGUCAUGAAACAAAGGUUAUGAUGAACUCUAUGAGUGUCCCUUCAAAACGAAGUACAUUGGAGAGGAAACUUGAUAAACUUAUACUUGCUCUCUUUGGUGGUUUGUUUUUCAUGUGUCUUAUUGGAGCCAUUGGAAGUGGAGUCUUUAUCAAUCGCAAAUACUACUACCUUGGACUUUUUGAAGAUGUGGAGCAGCAGUUUAACCCUAGCAAUAGAUUUGUGGUCUCAAUUCUGACUAUGUUCACACUAAUAACAUUGUACUCAACUAUCAUUCCCAUUUCUCUUUAUGUUUCCAUUGAGAUGAUCAAGUUCAUUCAGUGUGCUCAGUUUAUCAACAAAGAUUUGCGUAUGUAUCAUGCUGAAACUAAUACCCCUGCAUUGGCACGGACAUCAAAUUUGAAUGAGGAACUUGGGCAGGUGGAGUACAUAUUCUCUGACAAAACAGGAACAUUAACUAGGAAUCUGAUGGAAUUUUUCAAGUGUUCGAUUGGUGGUGUGUCAUAUGGAGUAGGUAUUACUGAAAUUGAAAGAGGGCAAGCACAGCGGGAAGGGAGAGCAUUGAAUGAGAUUCAAAAGUCAGACACAGUGGUUUAUGAAAAAGGUUUCAACUUUGACGAUGAUAGGAUCAUGCGUGGUGCUUGGAGGAACGAACGUGAUCCUGAGAUAUUCAAGGAAUUUUUUAGAUGUCUCGCGUUGUGUCAUACUGUUCUCCCAGAAGGUGAUGAAUCUCCUGAAAAAAUUGUUUAUCAAGCUGCAUCACCGGAUGAGGCUGCUCUUGUAACUGCUGCUAAGCACUUUGGGUUUUUCUUUUACAGGCGUACGCCAACUACUGUUCAGCUACGUGAAUCACAUGUUGAAAAGAUGGGAAAUAUACAGGAUGUAUCCUAUGAAAUCUUAAAUGUCCUAGAGUUUAAUAGUACAAGAAAGCGCCAAUCAGUAGUGUGUCGCUAUCCAAACGGAAGGCUUGUUCUCUAUUGUAAGGGUGCUGAUAAUGUCAUAUAUGAAAGAUUGGCUGGUACCAAUCAAGAUAUUAAAAGAUUAACCAGGGAGCACUUGGAACAGUUUGGUUCAUCCGGUUUACGUACGCUUUGCCUUGCUUAUAGGGAUUUGACAAUUGAUACUUAUGAAAACUGGAAUGAGAAAUUUGUUCAAGCAAAAUCUUCUCUAAGAGACAGAGAGAAGAAACUCGAUGAGGUGGCAGAGAUGAUAGAAAAGGAUCUUAUUCUGAUAGGGAGCACUGCUAUUGAAGAUAAGCUUCAAGAAGGUGUUCCAGAUUGCAUUGAUACUUUGUCCAGAGCUGGAAUAAAGAUCUGGGUUCUGACAGGGGAUAAAAUGGAAACUGCAAUAAACAUAGCAUAUGCAUGCAACCUGAUCAAUAAUGAUAUGAAACAACUCAUUAUCACUUCAGAAACUGAUGCAAUUAGAGAGGCUGAGGAGAAGGGUGAUCCUGUGGAGAUUUCACGGGUUAUUAGGGACUCAGUGAGUCAUGAUCUCAAACGAUGUCUUGAAGAGGCCCAGCAGGACCUUCACAUUUUUGGACAAAAAUUGGCACUUGUAAUUGAUGGCAAAUGUUUAAUGUAUGCGCUGGAUCCAAGUUUUCGUGUCGAUCUGCUAAAGCUAAGCUUGAAUUGUAGUUCCGUAGUCUGCUGUCGUGUUUCUCCACUUCAAAAGGCACAGGUCACUAGUUUGGUCAAGAAAGGAGCACGCAGAAUAACUCUUAGUAUUGGUGAUGGUGCAAAUGAUGUUAGUAUGAUUCAGGCUGCUCAUGUUGGUGUUGGUAUAAGUGGUUUGGAAGGAAUGCAAGCUGUAAUGGCUAGUGACUUUGCCAUCGCUCAGUUUCGCUUCCUUAAAGAUCUCUUGCUUGUGCAUGGAAGAUGGUCAUAUAUCAGAUUAUGCAAGGUCAUUACUUAUUUUUUCUACAAGAAUCUUACGUUCACGCUGACUCAAUUUUGGUUCACCUUUCAUACUGGCUUCUCUGGCCAGAGAUUUUAUGAUGAUUGGUUUCAGUCAUUAUACAAUGUCAUUUUUACAGCACUUCCUGUAAUCAUUCUUGGACUCUUUGACAAGGAUGUAAGUGCUUCCCUAGCAAAGAAAUAUCCGCAGCUCUAUAAGGAAGGAAUUAGAAAUACCUAUUUCAAGUGGGCAGUUGUGGGUGUAUGGGCUUUCUUUGCUUUCUACCAGUCUUUGAUCUUCUAUUACUUCACAACUACUGCAAGUGAGAAUGGCCAUAAUUCUUCAGGAAAGAUUUUUGGUCUAUGGGAUGUCAGCACAAUGGCCUUCACUUGUGUUGUUAUAACUGUCAACUUGCGUCUUCUUAUGGCAUGCAAUUCAAUUACAAGGUGGCACCAUCUUAGUAUUUCAGGAAGCAUUUUGGCUUGGUUUGUUUUUAUUUUUAUAUACUCUGGAGUGAUGACCCCUAAUGACAGACAAGAAAAUGUGUAUUUCACAAUAUAUGUGCUGAUGAGCACAUUUUAUUUCUACCUUACCCUUCUACUGGUCCCCAUCGUCGCACUUUUUGGUGACUUCUUAUACCUGGGGUUACAAAGAUGGUUUUUUCCUUACAACUAUCAAAUUGUUCAAGAGAUUCACAGAGAUGAGGUAGACAGCAUCAGCAGGACAGAGUUCCUGGAAAUUGGGAACCAUCUGACACCAGAUGAAGCCAGAAGUUAUGCUAUCGCUCAGCUUCCAAGAGAAAAAUCUAAGCACACCGGCUUUGCUUUUGACUCACCAGGUUACGAAUCAUUCUUUGCUUCACAGGCUGGUGUUUAUGUGCCACAGAAGGCAUGGGACGUAGCCCGUCGAGCCAGUGUACGGUCAUCAAAAAGAACAUCUCAAAGAUAAUUAAUUAUUCUUUAGCAUUGUACAUUUGUACCUCAUUAUUUUAUGGUUUGUAAAUCUUUUCCUUUUACGUUUUUGUUACCCUCAUCAUAUAUUAUGUUAGAAACAACAUUAUAUCUCGUAGAAUGAUUAAUUGAAUCUGAAGGAUGCUGCUGAACGUGCAUAUUCCUUCAGAGUUUUGUCACCUAUAAUUGCUUGCGUAAUAUUCAAAAAAAUUAUUUUAUUUUUGUA